Messenger RNA from Prunus mume (Japanese apricot), 843 nucleotides. The record is from RefSeq and is a predicted model, not a curated record. Lineage: Eukaryota; Viridiplantae; Streptophyta; Magnoliopsida; Rosales; Rosaceae.
AUGAAAGCAGCAAUUGUUGAGAGAGGAUUAGGGAAUGUUGAGGAGGAGAGGAAAUUGCUUGAUGAAGGAUUAAAGAAAUUUCCUUCGUUCUUUAAAUUGUGGUUGAUGCUUGGACAGCUAGAGGAACGGCUUGAUCGUUUGGAAAAAGCCAAGGAGGCCUAUGACUUGGGCCUGAAGCACUGCCCCAAUUCUAUACCGCUCUGGCUUUCUCUUGUUAAUCUUGAAGAGAAUUUGAAUGGGGUGACUAGUGCUCGUGCAGUCCUCACACUAUCCAGGAACGAAAAUCCUCACAACCCUCAACUAUGGCUUGCUGCAACUCGAACUGAAUUGAGGCAUGGUAAUAACAAGGAAGCUGAUAUUUUGAUGGCGAAGGCUUUGCACGAGUGUCCCAAUAGUGGUAUCUUGUGGGCAGCAUAUAUUGAGAGUAUGGUACCCCUACCCCUUUCUCGAUGGAUGUCCAAGAUUAUGGAUGCCCUCAGGAAAUGUGAUUACGAUCCCCAUGCCAUUGCUGCUGUGGCCAAGUUUUUCUGGCAUCACAGUAAGGUUAAGAAAGCUAGGACUUGGCUCGACAGGGCCAUCACAAUUGCCCCAGAUAUUGGGGAUUUCUGGGCUUCAUACUUCAAAUUUGAACUUCAGCAUGGGACUGAUGAGAACCAGAAGGAUGUUUUGAGAAGAUGCAUUGCUUCACAACCAAAGCAUGGUGAAAAAUGGCAACCUAUUUCCAAGGCCCUGCACAACUCUCACCAACCAACUGAAGCUAUCUUGCAUCAAGUGGUGGCUGUACUCGGCAAGGAAGAGAGCUCGCAGCAGGCAAGGCAGGCGCCCCAAACUGAUAGACUCUAG